This is a messenger RNA of Leptidea sinapis, 5226 nucleotides long. RefSeq names its product fanconi-associated nuclease 1-like. The transcript is spliced from 10 exons. The record is from RefSeq and is a predicted model, not a curated record. Gene Ontology annotation, cellular component: nucleus. The coding region runs from base 40 to 1860 and encodes 606 amino acids. Gene Ontology annotation, biological process: interstrand cross-link repair. NCBI's taxonomy places the organism in Eukaryota, Metazoa, Arthropoda, Insecta, Lepidoptera, Pieridae. Gene Ontology annotation, molecular function: flap-structured DNA binding; 5'-3' exonuclease activity; 5'-flap endonuclease activity.
CUCAGGAUACUUGAAAAACCCAAAAAUUAUGAGUGGCUAAUGCUUACACAUUACUGCUCCAAGGCAGAAAUAGUCGCCGUUUUGGUACUCAAAAUCUAUCCGGCAUUGUGUGCAAAGGAGCCUCCCACUAGUAUAUGUUAUGUUCACAUUGAGGCCACAACUGAAUCUCAAUUAGGUUUUGAUGAAUUACUAAGCAUGUUGAAGUUGGAAGAAUUAAAAUUGAUAUGUAAGGAUUUAAAAAUGAAAGUAACCACCAAAGAUGACGCUAUAAGAUCCCUAAUGAAUUUCAAGAACCGCAAAUCAAAUAUAAGCAGCUACUUUAAAGGUUGUAAAAGUGAUAAUGAGGCAAGGCUUUCAAAAAUAUUAAGAGAUAAAGUUGGACCUUCCUAUAAAUUAUCAGAUCUAGUUCAAAGCACAUUAAGUGAAUUAUACAUGCUGAUGUAUCUGGGAAUAAAUCAGAAUAUUAUUAGAGAGAAGAAGCUGGAACUAACAUUGUUGUAUGACAAAAUAAAUAGAGAAACAUAUCCAAUUGACAAACACAUGGACAUAGACGAUGCAAGUGUUGUGUUUAAAACUAGACACGAAUUUCACAGAUAUUUAACAGCAAAUGAAAUGUAUGUAACCUUCCUGAAUUCAACAGAUACAACAGAAAAGAUUUCCAUUGUUAACGAUGCGUAUUCUAAUUAUAAUAAAAUUAAUAAGGAAGUGAUGAAGAGUUACAAGUCUCUACCGGAGUGGUUGAGAAGAUUUACACCACCUUAUAUUUAUAUCAAAAUAAUGGAAGCCGGAAUAGCAGAAUUAAAAAAAGUUAAAAUCCACAUACAAUUGGCACUGGACAUACUGACCAUGAUGAUAUCACAGGACUCUUUUAGACUGCACAAGAAGGCAGAGUGGUACGCAGAAAAAGCACUUAUUUAUGAUAAGUGUAUGUCAGACCCAGACACUGCAGCACAAGUAUUAUUGGAGGGUUUCCAAAACCCCGAUUUGCCAAAAGCAUCGAUGGAUUGCAUGAGACCACGGGCUAUAAAACUUGCAGACAGACAAACAAAUAGUUUGGCGGAUGAGGAGACAAGAGAUCGGCUGCGUACCUACGGACAUCAUGACGAUAUACUGGAGAAAUGUGUCCGAUCUAAACACAUCUAUAAACAACCCAUGGAAACAUACGGCAGAGGGAAAAUAAAGUUUCAAACAAAAACGGUAGAUGGCUUAUCUGUUCUGGAAGCUGAAGAGUUUUGUCUGACGCAAUAUUUAGACGAGGGCAAAUAUACACACGGAGAACAUUGGGAGGGUCGAAUACUAACCACGUUAUUCUUCCUGCUGUUCUGGGACAUUAUAUACGCCGAACUGCGUGGCGUGCGAGGCAUCUUCCUCACCUACUACCAGAACUACCCGCUGGAUUUGUUCUGUGACAGCUUCUACACUAACAGAAAGUGUCUCAUUGACGACCGUCUGAAGGAGAUUGAGCAGGCGAGAGAAGAUGAGAUUAUAGCCAUGAUGAAACGCGUGUGGGACAGUCGCCCUGAAUAUGAAAUGUCGGGAAUAUCUCGCAACGUGGGCUGGGAGAACGUGAGCGACGUGGCGGUAUGUCUGGGAGGUCGCGGUGUGAGCGCCGUGUGCAAGCGACUGGCGACCGACUACCGGUACACACAUAGCGGCGUCCCCGACCUCACGCUGUGGAACCCGCGCACGAGACAGAUAAUGUUUGUAGAAGUAAAGACUGACUCUGACAAGCCUUCAAUAAAGCAACUACAGUGGAUGCACUACAUGAAACAAAAUGAUAUCCAAGUGGAGUUCUGCUACGUUGGAGUCAACACCUCCAGGUCCAAGGCCAGGCAGGGUGAGACCAGGGCAUCCAGCUGACGAUGCUGUUAUCUUACCGACGUAAAUGGACAUUUCUGUAUUAUAUAAUAUGUUAUUAUAAUUCUGUAAUAGUAUUGUUAUCAGCUAGAAUAUAUUUUAUAUAACGAACAUAUUGUGAUGAUUUUUUUAUUAUCUAAUGUAUAAAAUUCUCGUGUCAUGGUGUUAAACUUUGAACUCCUCCGAAACGGAUUGACCGAUUCUCAUGAAAUUUUUAGUCCAUAUUGGGUAGGUCUGAGAAUCGGAUAACAUCUAUUUUUCAUCCCCCUAAAUGUUAAGGUCCACACGAAUUUUUUUUAUAAUUUUUUUGAUUUUUUGUUUUAAUUUGUUUGAUUAUGAGACAGCAUUAAAAAUAUAUACAACUUCAAAUUUUCACCCAUGUACGAUCAACAGUUACUUUUGUAUCGCGAUUUUAAUAUCGGCAAUACAACGUUUGCUGGGUCGGCUAGUAAUGAUUAUAAAAAAAUUGCAGUUUUUGAGAUUGCCGAUAGAAGUGAAAACUUACAACUUUUAGUAUUCAAAUUAUGUAUAAUGUUUAAAAACAAUUAAAUUAUUAAUUUUAAUUAGCAUUUAUUUUCAAUAAUAUUUUAAUCAAACAAAAAUACUAUUUCAACAAUACACAGUAUAUACAUUAAACUUUUCACUAAAUCCAUUCAAUUUCACUUAUAAGAUAUACACAGCACUAAUGUUCCAAAAUACGUCAGCUGUAUAGCUACAGAUAUACUGCUAUAACCAUUUCGGUGACACGAACUCACGAGAUUUCACCCAUCCAAAAAAUGUUUAACUAUAUAUUACAUUUUUUUUAUUAAUUAUUUAUUUAUCGCUUGCGCCAGUUAUGAGCAUGUCGGUGACGCGUACCCGUAAGAUUUCUCCUACCAAAGGGUGCCCAACGCGGCUAUAGUAGUUUUCACUUCAAAAAUUGAGUUGACGUUCAAAUUACAGUUUUCACCUACGAUUUCAUUAUUAUAAUAAAAUAUUGUUAUAAUUAUUUACAUAGUAAAUAUAUAAUAUAUCGACAUUUUACAUAAUUAAUUAUGAAAAAAUAUAAUUUAUUGGUACUAGUAACUGUUGUUAUGUACUGUCUUACGGCCGUUUUCAAUAACCUAUCUAUCCUUAGUUUAACUUAUUAGAGGUACACAAAUCUAUCCUUUUACGCUUACUUACAUUUCAAUAACCUAUCGACAUAAAGCAUUGGACUAUAAUAAUUAUAAUUGACAUAGCUAUGGAUAGAUAGGAUCUUGACAUUAAACAGUGACAGCAAUAUAUCCGUAAAUAGAGAUACGUUAUUGAAAACGAUCGUAAAUCAUUAUUGAGUGGGAAGCACUUCUUGGGUAAAGGCCUCCUCCAGCUUGUUCCAUGCCUCUCUGUCCAUUGCUAUCUUUUUCCAUAAGUUUCCUGUAGCUGUCUCUUUUAUAUCUUCUAUCCACCUUUUCCUAGGACGUCCUUUUGUCCUUUUUCCUAUUGGUCCGUCCCAUAUAAGUAUAAGAAAUAUAUAACUCAAAAUAAUUCUAAUUUAGUUUCAUUAAAAUUUUGUGUGUUGAAAAUAUCUAUUUUUACGUCAAGUAUUUUUAUUUGCACAAAAAUUCAAGAACAAAUGAAUAAUUAUGGUACAAGUGUGAGCUUUACUUAUCUGACCUGCAAAGAGGAUGUAAAUACUACAUAAUAAGAGGCGGAACUGCCUGAGUAAUAAUUGAAAUUUAGUUUAGUACGAAACGUGCAGUGAUUAGAUAUAAGUUUGAAAUUGUAAUUACAUUAUAGGCGACGAAAUAUAAUCCGGCUAAGUUUGAAAGCGAAACAGUUGCUUUUAAACGUAGUGGAUUUCGGCUAUUUCCGUUUUUCACUCUAUCAAUCACUGCACGUUUCAUACAGUCGCUUCUUUCUUCGAGUCGACUAGGCUGAUACUAUCUCUCUCCCUCCAUGAGCUUGAAGCCAUGGCGGAAUGCGAAAGAUAGUGAAUAUUUAGAUUUUAAUACUAUUACGAUGUUUAGUGUGUAAGUAUAUUUGUUUAACAGAUGCAAUAUAAUUAUAAAUUACACAAAUAAAAUUUGAAAAAACAAAAUUUUAUGAACGAUGCGGGAUUCGAACGCACGACCUCCGGCUUCCGUGCCGGAGCUCUAACCUACUGAGCUAACCGUUCGAGUACCGCCUCGUUAUAAAAUUCUGUUUGCUUUGUUCAACUCUCAGGUUGUGGCUUCAUCUACAGGAUCCACUUUACAGUUGAUAACCUGCUCAACCCCAAUAUUUGCAUAUUAGGAAAUUUACUUGAGAUGUCGCUCUUGUAAAUCUAAACAAUAUGUUAUGUUUUUAAAGUGAAAUUCGUUCAUAAAAUUUUGUUUUUUCAAAUUUUAUUUGUGAAUUAAUCCUAGAAGUGAGGGUUAUCACUUUAAAACAUAACAUAUUGUUUAAUUAUAAAUUAAUUAGUUUAGUAAAUAUAUAGAAUAUAUAAUUUUCUUGUAUUUUUACAUCGAGCGAAUUCUUUAAAGGUUUUAAGUAAAAAACGGCUAGAUAGACUAUGACAGCUGUGAAAGCAUCGAAAAAAAUUGAGUUUAGAACUAACCUCUAUUUUGAGCAAUGCACGCACACUAACACAAAGUGUCAAAUAAAUCGCGAGUGUAAGACGUAGCUUGUCACGCACACUAAAGUAUUAAACCUGGCCUGUUUUCAUCGAUUGUCUAACAGCAAGAGAUCUCAACAUAUAAAUUAUAUAAAGUAUUUUAAUAUAAUCGAGAAAUUUCGCCACCAUAUAUCUAUAUAUUUUUAUUAGAAGAAUUUUAAUGUUAUUGUGGUAACAUAUUCUCAUUUAACAAUGUAGUGUAAUAAAAUAUAGAUAUUUUUAAAGUUUAAUUGUGACAUAGAAAUAGUUAAUAAUGUUAGGAUUGUCUUCGAAAUGUUUAUUUUAAAGUUUUUUUUUAUGAAAAUAAGGACGAGACGAGCAGAACGUUCAGCUGAUGGUAAUUGAUACGCCCUGCCCAUUACAAUGCAGUGCCGCUCAGGAUUUUUAAAAAGCCCAAAAAUUCUGACACAGUUGCGCUCAUCACCUUGAGAAAUAAGUUGUUAAGUCUUAUUUGCAAGUUACAUAAUAUUAUGGUUUUAAUUAAAAUAAAACAUUUUUGUAGAGUUUUGUAUUGUCUGUUGUACUCUUAGAUAAUAUAUACGUCUAGAUAGAGCUUCUUGCUGUUAGACAACGCAUCUGAGACUUUUUAUUGUAGUGUGCGUGCGUUGCUGAACAUUGAGGUUAACAGCUAGCUGCUAUUUUUUCGACGUGUUCACAGCUGCCACAGUCUAUAUAAACAUAUUAAUUAUGUAAGGUUGCUUUACUAUUGGUGUGCUUAAGUUAUCAACAAGCAAUAAAAUUUUAAGUUUUUCUAA